Ectocarpus siliculosus is the source of this 2226-nucleotide messenger RNA. The record is from the annotation of a GenBank genome assembly. NCBI's taxonomy places the organism in Eukaryota, Phaeophyceae, Ectocarpales, Ectocarpaceae.
AUGCGAUGUGGUGGCAAAAGAGCCCUUGUCGCGGCAUUCGGGCAAGCUUUGCUCAAGCAUGGUCGUUGGACGAACUCAUUUGCAGACAGUGCGGCGAAAAUCGUACCAGCGAUUGAUACAUUGAGUAAGUGCAGCUCACAGCAGUCGAAAAGCACAGCAGCAGUCGCCCGCCGAGCAAGCAGGGGGCGUACCGGUUGUUGGGCAGCAGCGACUGCUGUUGGCUGCAGCGAAGAAGCUUUUGCCACGGGAGGGGCAGAGAGAGUUGCCGAGCUGCUGGCGGGAGAAAGUGCUGGUGAAGGGGCGGUUUUCUACAACAGGGUUGGGGCCAUCAACCGAGACCUCAGCGUCUUGAUGGCGAAUGUGCUCGCGGAGGAAAGGGUGCGGGAACGGCUAGCGGGCAAGAAGCGCAAGAAGAGGCAGAUUCCGCCUACUUCGCGGCCUUCUCCUACCGAUGGUACCUUACGCAGCAGAUCUUCUCUUGCACAUGACAUGGCACAAAGUGGAGAAGCAAGACGCAGUAAGGUUUGGGGCGUUAGGGCGUUUGUAAAAGGGGCACUGGGGCGUUUGUCGCGAGGUUGUUGGGGUGUAGGCGUGGAACGCAUGAGCAACAACAAGGACCAGCAAGAUGAGCCAAGGGAGGAUGAAGACGGGUUGCUCAUCCUCGACGCGUUCGCUGCAAGCGGAGUGAGGGCGUUGAGGUACUUGACCGAGGUGCCCGGGGUCCAAAGAGUGGUUGCAAACGACUACGAUGAAGCGGCGAUAAACACAAUAAGACAAGCUGCCGUUCAAUGCGGAGUGGGAAGCAAGCUAGAGGUACAUCGCGGUGACGCUUUGGACACCCUCUAUUCAGCGAGAGCCGGAGGGAUCGGAACCUACGAUCUCAUCGAUAUCGACCCUUUUGGGUGCGCGGCUGGUUUCCUUGACGCCAGCGUGCAGGCAGUGACUGAUGGUGGUCUGCUAUGCGUCACGUCAACCGACAUGCCUGUCCUGAGCGGGGCGCAGCCGGAAGUCGCCUGGACCCGCUACGGCAGUGUGCCGACCAGGAGCGGAUACCACCACGAGAUGUCUCUCCGCAUUCUGCUGCACGCAAUAAACACUGCGGCUGGGCGGCAGCGUCGGAGCAUCCAGCCGGUCCUCAGCGUCGCAAUAGACCACUACGUCCGCGUCUUCGUGCGCGUGUCGCGCUCUCCCAAGGCUGCCCUCGCGGCGGCGCAGGAGAGCACCUCGUACGUUUUGCAGUCCGAGUCCUGCCCUAGUUUUUUUCUGCGUCCGGUCCUCUCGCCAAAGCAACAAUCGCCGCACAUAAAGACGGAGAGGUCACGGAAGGCACGACGCCUGAGCGACAGUACCGAUCCGUCGACAGCGCUUCCCGCGGGAGCCCCGCCAGAGUCGAAGGAGCAAGAGCUCGAACGCGUUACGAGCGGGGCGGGCCUUGGGGUAGACACUCAACAGUCUUUACCGCAGGGUCUUGGCGGCGUGUGUCCGGAGACCGGGGCUGGCUUGAUGGCAGGUGGGCCUAUAUGGAGCGGACCCUUGCACGAUGAAUCGUGGGUGACUAGAGCGAUUGCGAUCGCGUCGGACGGAGAAAAGUCUUUGGGUGGCGACGGCGCCGAUUCUCGCGUUGCAGUGCCGCGCCCGCGGUUAGCUGCUAGAGCUCGGGCAGAGUCGCUGCUAAGGGCGGUGUCUCGAGAGCUGCUGGACGUGCCUCUUUUCUACAACCUGCGCGACAUGUUCGCCACCCUCGGUUUGAAGAAACACCCACGAAGAGAACAGGUGAUGGGGGCGCUGGAGGCAGCCGGCUACCGUACCAGCGGCAUGCACAAGGAGCCCCUAGCUGUAAAAACAAAUGCCCCUGAUGCCGCGGUGUGGGACGUCCUACGAUGUUGGGCUCGAGACAACCCCCAACCGCCCCCAGUUCGCGAGGCGGGAGUUGCCAUCCUUCGUCGCGAGAUGCAGUCGAUUGGGGACGCCGAUUUUGAUGCGAGGCGUGCGGGCCCCGGGGGCAGUAGACGUGAAGGGGUGGCGCGAGGCGGCGGUGGGUUCUUGCACGCUCACAACCCGGAGCAAGAUUGGGGACCCCUCGCGAGACACUCUGUGAUGGCAAGGGUUGACGAUGAGCAAGACGGCGUAGAGGAAACGCCGGUGGUGUUGUCGUCGCAGUGAAUGAUGCUACUGGCGUAUCUUUUGGCUUGUUCCAGUGUUGAUGAUGGCGUUCAAUGUGUUGUG